AUGCGAAGUCGAUGCGAUGCGAAAUCUCAAUCUCAUCUCUUCCUAUGCCCCACAAAAAUAAUGCUGAAUCAUAUAGUACUGGCGCUUAUUAACAGUACUCGGGUGCUGCGUGGCCCGUAUAGGCUAUCUCGACGCUCAGUUUCCGGCUCAAAUGUUCAAAUCAAACUCAACCAUUUUCUCAACACAGGCGAAAUCAUAAAACGAACACCCGCCCAAACACAUCGAAGGAACUCAAAAGCCAUACAAAAGGCAAACGGCGCAUACUCUGGUCAGAAAAUAAUAUCCAUUCUUCAAUCCAGGUACGACGGAAAGCUUCAAAAUGCGGCGGGGGGUAUGAUAAAUGUGAACAAACUCACCACCAAAGAUAUCAAUGUUGCCUCUGAAAAGUCGCUCGAAAUCUUUCAGGCUCUCGUGGGCACAAAGAAAAUAGACAGAAAGCCCAUCGACCAGAAACUUUUGCUAACAUUGCUUGGAACUAAUGCCAUGCAACUAAAAGACCCGUUUCUUGUGACUCGAGAUGUUCUCAAACUUCUUGAACGAGACAAUGACACUGUCAGGGCAGAGACCUUGGCACGAAUGGCUGGUUCUCGAGGCGGUGUGGUCGCCAUGAACGCAAUACUCCAAUGGCACUUUGACCAUGGUGAUAUCAAAGGCGGUUUGAAAUGCUUUAAUGAUCGAAAAAAAUGGGGCAUUCCUUCUACGUCAUACACUUAUACCAUAUUGUUCGAUGGUAUUUCGAGAGCCUCGUCUUGGGGUGGGGUUUCUGCUGAAGCCUGCCAAAAGUACCUAACUCUUUUUGACACUUUUAGAGAAAAGGCAGCUGAACUUCGUGAAUCAGGGAAAACAGAUUUGAAGUGUACUGUAGAACAUUUCAAUGCUUGUCUUGGUAUAUUCGUCAGAAGCUUUGUAAAUGAUCAAGAAUUUGCAUGGAGCUUCUUUGACAAGCUUUUACCAGACCCAAAAUCCACACUUCCAGCCAUAAUCCCCACAUGCCAGACCUUUACUAUUCUUUUAAAUGGGGUAAAGAGGAAAGCCCAGGCAGACUCAGAUAAAAUUAGCCAGAAUUCUGGAUUGACCAGAAAGGAAAAAAUCGAAAAGUUGGAUGAAAUUAGGCAAAACUUGGCCUACACCGCUGACCAGAUACUAGGAAAAGUGUUAACAAGUGCCACCCCUCCAGUACCUCCCACUAAAGAAGAAGCAGAGCACAACCCUGAAGUUCUUACUGAUUAUAGACAAAAAAGCAGACGUCUAUUGGUGGACGUGGACGAGGCAUUCGUGAGUGUCUAUGUUUCUUGUUUCAUUAACACUUUUUUGUAUAUCCAAUCUCUAGGUAACACAAACCUUGAUAGCAUCAGCUACGGCCUCACUGCAUUGAAGGUCUGGUGUCCUGAAGUGGAGAAUAUCAUUAGGUUUGCAAACGGUAACGUUUCGAGUGAAAUAUCAUACAUCAAUAACCCUCAAGUUGACUCGACAAAAAUCAAUCCUUUGGUGACCUUCCCUCCGUCCCUCCUAUCCCGAAAUAAGAAUCGUGCCUUAUUCAGCGGAAAGAAGAAGCCACUCGUAGACCUUUCAAGACACACGGGGGCAGAAGUUCGUACCAUGUUUCUUCACAACCAAUACUUAUCGUCGAAAGGUAAAUUUGGUAAAAAAGCAUCGGCUGAUUUUAUUCGUUACUUCAAUGGCAAGAAACAGCCGCUUAACAAAUUUAUUUUGAUGUUGGUUUUGGACGGACUAUUGAAAUUGGGAAAGUUUCAGGAAUUUUAUCUUGCAGUAUGGUAUAUGCUUUCGAAAUGGGGUGCAGUAAAAGUGGAUAAUAAAGAAUUGCUUGAAAGAUACCGCAAUGGAGGUGUCCAAAAAGGUUUAUUGCCUUUGGUAUUACCCGAAUCAACCAAAAGCAGUGGAAAUAUCAUUACUGAAUGUGUCGAUAUCAUGAUGGUGGAAAACUUCAUCUUCAAAAUAAGCGAAAAUUUUCCUUAUCAGCAAGAGCUGUUUGCUGGUAGACUUGUGACUGAACUUGUUCAAGCCGUUGUGACCGUUAAUAACAAAGAUCUCCAAAUAAGGCCAAAGACGGUUGAUGCCGUGUUUUCCGUAUUGACUUCCGAUAUCCAUCACUUCAACGACUCGAAUUACAAUCGCAUGAUUGUAGCAUCGAAAAAAAGGAAUGUGCGUGAUAACACUCCAAAGAAAUCACUUUUGGACAAACAACUCUUAUCGUUCAUGCCAACUUUGAAUGCCUUUAUGGAUACCUUGUUGCUUCAUUCUCGCAAUAAUGGAAAGAAGAGCCUACCAAACUACACCAUUGAUUCGUAUAAUCGAAUCAUCGAGCGUAUAUACCGUUCGACAUGGUUUCCUCAAAACUCUACUGAAUUUGUCAACAUACACAAGUUGAUAAUUCGGUCUGGAGUUCUGUUCUUUGCUCCUAAAGCGAUAAGAGACCCUAGACUCAAGUUGACCUAUAGCGAGAUCGAACCCUCGAUAAAGUAUGUGUUGGAUUCGCUUCGUGUGCGAGACGAUCUCAGCAAGGAAGAUGUCCAAUUAAUGCUUGCAUUGAGGCUGAUAAUGGGUCUUGUCUCCAUUGAUACUGAUGCUACGUCCAAGAUGCUGCAUCUUGCCAAAAAGGUGCGUUCCUUGAUUCCACUCACGAUAGAUUCUGUAAAUAGUACGCAGUAG
Meyerozyma guilliermondii ATCC 6260 is the source of this 2670-nucleotide messenger RNA. RefSeq lists its product as uncharacterized. NCBI's taxonomy places the organism in Eukaryota, Fungi, Ascomycota, Pichiomycetes, Serinales, Debaryomycetaceae. Gene Ontology annotation, molecular function: protein binding. The coding region runs from base 1 to 2670 and encodes 889 amino acids. The record is from RefSeq and is a predicted model, not a curated record. The transcript has a single exon.